Culex quinquefasciatus (southern house mosquito) is the source of this 1690-nucleotide messenger RNA. RefSeq lists its product as uncharacterized. The transcript has 4 exons. The coding region runs from base 288 to 1274 and encodes 328 amino acids. The record is from RefSeq and is a predicted model, not a curated record. NCBI's taxonomy places the organism in Eukaryota, Metazoa, Arthropoda, Insecta, Diptera, Culicidae.
GUUUUGCUUGUCAGAUUCUCCCCAUCUGUCAAACUUGUGGACGACUCCGCACAAAAAUUGCGAAAAAGUUUCUCGAUACGCUUCGGUUUCGGUUCCGUCGGAGAAAUUCCUCCAGAGAUUGCGUGGAUCGCGCGGCAUGUUCGCGUCGCGUUGACUAGGCCACACUUCCGAGGAAGUCUGCGGGUGGGUGCGGUUCCGGAAGAGCGGUGUGUGCGCGCGCGUUUGUUUACCUUCGCAAGAGGAACGGAGUGUUUUGGAUUUUUUAGGGUCUUGGGAAGAUCCGGAGGAUGGACAAUUGCCAUAACUAUGCCACGACCUCCAAGAAGAGGAGGAUUCCCAUUUCGGACGACAUACACAUAAUCAUCAAAAAGUUCCGGGACAAGGACAAGCACGACGAGAAGCCUUCAACUUCCGGCGAUCAUGACUACGACGAUGAACACAGCAUGGACUCGGAAGAGCUGAAGCGGGUUCGCCAGCAGGAGCCUUCCUCGUCGUGCGUGACGGCCAGCACUUCGUCCAGCAACAGCAGCGGGACGCUUGGAGGUGCGGGUGGUUCUACGACGGUGGUGACGAGCGGCGGUGCGUUCUCCGGAGGAACUGGAAUCACGAUUCAGCAGCAGCAGCUCCAACAACCGGCGUCCUCCCAGUCGGAUGACAUCAAGCUGAUCUUGAAAAAGUUGUCCAACAUCGAGGAGCUGCUGAAGGUGGUGGCCGAGCAGAGCUUUAACCGGCUAGCGGCCCUCAAGCAGGAAACUCCCGGCGCUUCCGGUGUCGUCACGAAUCCGGCUGCGGCCGGGCUGGGCCUGAUUGCGGCCGAGUCGAGCUGCAUGAACGUGGUGCAGGAACCGACGUUCAAGUUCCCGCUGCGAACCCUCAAGGAACUGAUCGAACUGAACAAGGGCAUCUGCAGCGACGAAAGUCUGUACAAUAAGCUGUUUGAGUAUCUCACCAAAAUCAAGCUGGAAUGUGAUGAAAACAUCGUGAUGAACGCCCUCAGCAUGCUGAUCAGCGACGAGGUGCUGGACGCGGUCACCUGGGACGGGGGCAAAAAGUUCAAGCUGUCCUCGCUGGUCAUCUUCAGCGAUUCGCUGUACGUCGCCUGGUUCAAGGACCGGCUCAAGUACGACGAGUACGUGGCCGAGAUGAAGGAUGCCAUCGAAAAGUCGCACAAGCGGUUCGCCAAGACGAAGGCGAAAAAAUCAACCUCCCAGCAGCAGCAGCCCCAAACGUUGACCCUGACGACGGCCAGCGAUGGCCAGCUGUUUCUGGCGUAGUACGGGACGGGACAUUGUGAUUACUUUUCUCUCUCUACCGAAGGCGGCACCGCGGCGAAAGGUAGGAACUUUUAGUUGAGAAACUGAUGUAGAAUAUGGUAGUGAUCCCCCCUUUCCAAUCGUUCCCCUCCCUGAAAAACUUUCUCAAGAAAGCACCACACAACAUCUCCCACGUUUGUUUUACACCAAACUCACCAACACCAACACAUUUAAUCAAUAUAAUCAAACGAGUUUUGUUUCGGGACAAAUUUGGAACAUUUUUAGAGAGCAGAGCAGGAAAUAAAAAAAAAAUCCGAACCGAAAGUUUCAAUGUUUUCAGUUUCUGGGUUUUGCAACGAGCGAGUUGAACUUUGUAGCCAAGUGUGAUUAAUGAAUACAAAACAAACAAACAAACAAAAAAAAAAAAAAAGAUUAAA